CGCAGCCCCGCCCGGAGGGGGCGCGGUCUCCGGUCGCGGCCCGGCCCGGCCCGGCGCGGAGACAGCGCGAUGGCGGCGUCACCGGCGUCGCUGCGUCGGGCCGGCAACGAGGAGUUCCGCCGCGGGCAGUAUGGGCCGGCCGCCGCGCUCUACACCCGCGCCCUAGAGCUGCUGGAGGCCGCAGGGGAGGCCACCUCCGAGGAGCGCAGUGUGCUGCUGGCCAACCGUGCUGCCUGCCACCUCAAGGAUGGCGCCUGCAGCCUCUGCAUCAACGACUGCAGCCGCGCCCUGGAGCUGGUGCCCUUUGGGAUGAAGCCCCUGCUCCGGCGUGCCGCUGCCUAUGAGGCCCUGGAGAGGUACCCGCUGGCCUAUGUGGACUACAAGACAGUGCUGCAGGUGGACUGCGCUAUACAGGCAGCACACGACGGUGUCAACAGGAUGACUAAAGCUCUGCUGGAGAAGGAUGGCGUGAACUGGCGCCAGAAGCUCCCACCAAUCCCCAAGGUCCCUGUUUCUGCCCAGACAAGGUGGAGCAUUCCUUCUGCUGGAGCGCCCUGGGCAAACACUCCUGCAACGGCACCACCAGGAGAAUCAGACCAGACUGCUGCUGACACGGAGAGAGCUCAAACCCUGAAGGAAGAAGGAAAUGAACUUGUAAAGAAAGGAAACCAUAAAAAAGCAGUUGAGAAGUACAGUGAGAGCUUAAAGCUCAAUCAGGAAUGUGCAACUUACACCAACAGAGCUUUCUGUUACCUGACUCUGAAGCAAUACAAGGAAGCAGUACAGGACUGCACAGAAGCUCUGAGGUUAGAUCCUAAAAACGUUAAGGCGCUCUACAGACGUGCUCAAGCACUUAAAGAACUGAAGGAUUACAAAUCAAGUAUUGCUGAUAUCAAGAGCUUGUUGAAAACUGAACCAAAGAACACAGCUGCACUGAGAUUACUGCAAGAACUGAACAGAACGUAGGGUAACCAAGCAACAAGGAAAGCUUUGUUCUCCACCAUGGAAGAAAGCUUGUUCCCUUCUGAUGCUGUUAACAGGGACCAAUCUUAACGCAGGAGUGGUAUUGAAAUCUAUCUUCCACUGCUGCUAAGAUGUAAGAGGUUCUAUGCCAGCACAAUAGAUGUUAAAACACACGAUCUGUAUCAAACUCUUAUUACCUGGCUCUAAGAUCAUUCAGUUUUAAUGACCCUCCCCGAGAGGCAUAUAGGUAAACUUCCCUGGCUGAAGUCAACUUGCCUGUAACUAUUCGUCUCAGGGACUCUUUCCACAUUGGUUUCACUUUCUGAAGAGCUAGAGGGUUUUUUUUUGUCCUUAUUCCAGUGACUGUUUUGCUGCAUUUGUGUUGCUAUUACUUAACUAAGGUUGCUGCAGGAUCUGCUGCAGUUGUCCUGGCACCACAUGCCAUUCUUGCAUCAGAGGCAGUUGUUUGCACAGGGCCCAACUUGUUCCCUCUCUCCCUGGAUGCCUGCUGGCUCUUAGCUGAGUUUCUGCUCAUUAGUGAGACUGGGCAGAUGUUUGCAGUAGCAGCUUUCUUUUAUUUUUACUUAUUCUGCACAUUUAAGAAAACAGCAGCAAGUUAAGCCUGCCUUGUGACACUGUGCACUUCUUUCAGAUUCUGGGUGCUUAAGAAUUUUACAUUUGUUUUUUGUGUUGGUUUUUUAUCUUUGGUUUGUUUUUUAAAAACCACUUCAGCUCCUCUGUGCCUUUUGGAGCAGUUGCUACAGGGUGUUACUGGGCAGAGGGUAUUCAGUGAUGUGGCAGCUGAGGUCUGGCUUACUACUUCAAUGCAUGUUUAUAGUUUUUGAUCUCCUCUUUGUCUGGUAUUGAUGGCACUGACUUAAAAGGGAGAUGAAGAGAUAGUUGGAGUUAAUCUGUGGAGCGUUAAAAAUGGUUCUCAUUAAAGCCAUGUUUAUUUUCA
This is a messenger RNA of Cuculus canorus (common cuckoo), 1921 nucleotides long. It is a transcript of the gene TOMM34, whose product is annotated as translocase of outer mitochondrial membrane 34. Bases 70 to 966 code for a protein of 298 amino acids. Gene Ontology annotation, cellular component: cytosol; mitochondrion. The record is from RefSeq and is a predicted model, not a curated record. NCBI's taxonomy places the organism in Eukaryota, Metazoa, Chordata, Aves, Cuculiformes, Cuculidae. The transcript is spliced from 7 exons. Gene Ontology annotation, molecular function: heat shock protein binding.